CAGACAGAAUGGCUCCAGUGAACCAGUCAAAGGACAAGAAGCAUGAGAGGGCACAUGAGCAUUGGCUGGAAGAGGCAAGAUCAGCUGGGAAGAGGAAAGCAGACUACAAGGAGCUAGGGAAUGAACCACUGGCAAAGAAGUUGUUUCUGAGAAAAAUGUCCAAAGCCCCCAAGAAAAUUGGUUGGAGUGGAGGUGGGUCUGUGGUGAGAAACAACCAUCAGCUGGAGAGGCAGUGCAGCAUUGUCCAUUAUGUCUACCAGAACAUGCUGGGAGGCUCCAUUCGAUCACGGCUCAGGCAGAGUCUGCAGCUGCCCUUUCUGCGUUCUCUUGCCUCUUACCGCCUCUUUCGAACAGCAAGUCCCUUUGAUAGGAGAGUGACAUGCCUGGAAUGGCAUCCAACACACCCUAGUACUCUAGCUGUUGGUUCCAAAGGUGGAGACAUCAUCCUUUGGGACUAUGAAGUGCUUACUAAAACCUGCUUCAUAAAAGGGAAAGGGCCAGGAGAUUCUCUCGGAGACAUGAAGUUCAGUCCUUAUGAGGCAGUGAAGCUUUAUGUGGCAUCAGGGGAUGGCACCCUAAGUCUGCAGGACGUGGAGGGCAGAGCGGUGCAAGUCAUCUCCCGUGCCCCAGACUGCGGCCAUGAGUACCAUAAUGUUUGUUGCUGGUACUGCAGUGUUGAUGUUUCUGCAAGCUGCCGUGCUGUGGUCACAGGUGACAAUAUAGGCAACGUGGUCCUGCUCAGCACUUCUGGUGAAGAGAUUUGGAAGCUGAAGUUGCACAAGAAGAAAGUGACUCAUGUGGAGUUUAACUCUCGAUGUGAGUGGUUGUUGGCCACAGCAUCUGUGGAUCAGACAGUCAAAAUCUGGGACCUCAGAAACAUCAAAAACAAAACAAAUUUUCUUCAUGUGCUUCCUCAUGACAAACCUGUCAAUGCAGCUUACUUCAGCCCAACAGAUGGUGCCAAGCUCCUGAGCACAGACCAGCGUAGUGAAAUCAGGGUUUACUCAUCCUCAGACUGGUCCAAGCCACAGCAUCUGAUCCCACAUCCACAUCGGCAGUUUCAGCACCUCACACCUAUUAAGGCAACCUGGCACCCCCGCUACGACCUGAUUGUAGCGGGACGCUACCCAGACCCCAAGUUCCCAGGGUACACGGUGAACGAGCUGCGAACUAUUGAUGUAUUCGAUGGCAACACCGGGGAGAUGGUUUGUCAACUCCAUGAUCCAAAUGCUUCUGGUAUCAUCUCGCUCAAUAAAUUUAACCCCAUGGGAGACACGCUGGCUUCUGGCAUGGGCUUUAAUAUUCUGAUCUGGAGCCGGGAGGAGAUGGUGGCCAAGAAGCAAGAACAUCUUUUAAAAGCCAUGGCAGUACAGGGGCUUGGAAGCUGGAGUUUGUCCAGACGUGGAGGGCAGAGGCCAGCAAACCCUGGGACAAGUAAACUCAAAGCUAAAUUACUGUCUCGAGCUAAAUUACUGUCUUGGGAGCUGAAGGAGAUAGGAACAAAAAGCAAUGAUUCUAAAUCACAGGGAAGGAAGCAAAAAGGGGGGAAUCUAGAGAAUGGAUUUAGUAUUUUGGUCCUUUCUGGAUCACAGGGUAAAAAUUCAGUUGGCAAUGGGCAGUAUAAGCUGUGCAGGGCGUUAGCCUUCUACUUUGUCCUUUCUCCCUGGACCUGAUCUUGCUUUCCUGAUUCCCCUUGCUUCCCCUUCUAGAAAUUUGUGUCAGUACUCGGUUCCUCCUCCAAGUGGAGUUACCACACAUUUUCUGAGGCACUAGAAAAACUUCAAAGAUAUUCUCAGAUCCUGCUGA
Chaetura pelagica (chimney swift) is the source of this 1806-nucleotide messenger RNA. RefSeq names its product damage-specific DNA binding protein 2, 48kDa (gene DDB2). Gene Ontology annotation, molecular function: damaged DNA binding; protein binding. NCBI's taxonomy places the organism in Eukaryota, Metazoa, Chordata, Aves, Apodiformes, Apodidae. Gene Ontology annotation, biological process: DNA repair; response to UV. Gene Ontology annotation, cellular component: nucleus; Cul4-RING E3 ubiquitin ligase complex. The record is from RefSeq and is a predicted model, not a curated record.